AUGCAAACCACAGAAAAAUCACAACUUGAUAUCCAUCAUAGACAUCACACAGGGAAGAAGCUGUAUUCAUGUUCACAAUGUGGCAAAUGUUUUACUCUGAAAUCACAUCUUGAGAGGCAUCAGAAAAUUCACACUGGGGAGAAGCCGUAUUCAUGUUCAGAAUGUGGCAAAUGUUUUACUGAGAAAUCAAGUCUUCAUAACUAUCAGAUAGUUCACACAGGGGAGAAGCCGUAUUCAUGUUCAGAAUGUGGCAAAUGUUAUACUCGGAAAUCAAGUCUUGAGAGCCAUCAAAGACAUGACACAGGGGAAAAGCCAUAUUUAUGUUUAGAAUGUGACAAAUGUUUUACUCUAAAAUCACAUCUUGAUAUCCAUCAAAGACAUCACACAGGGGAGAAGCCGUAUUCAUGUUCAGAAUGUGACAAAUGUUUUACUCAUAAAUCAAGUCUUGAGAGCCAUCAAAGACAUCACACAGGGUUGAAGCCGUAUUCAUGUUCAGAAUGUGGCAAAUGUUUUACUCGAAAAUCACAUCUUGAUAUCCAUCAAAGACAUCACACAGGGGAGAAGCCGUAUUCAUGUUCAGAAUGUGGCAAAUCUUUUACUCAUAAAUACAAUCUUAAGAGCCAUCAAAGACAUCACACAGGGGAGAAGCCGUAUUCAUGUUCAGAAUGUGGCAAAUGUUUUACUCGAAAAUCACAUCUUGAUAUCCAUCAAAGACAUCACACAGGGGAGAAGCCAUAUUCAUGUUCAGAAUGUGGCAAAUGUUUUACUCAGAAAUCAAGUCUUCAUAACCAGAGAAUUCACACAGGGGAGAAGCCGUUUUCAUGUUCAGAAUGUGGCAAAUGUUUUACUCUGAAAUCAAGUCUUGAUAUCCAUCAAAUACAUCACACAGGGGAGAAGCCGUAUUCAUGUUCAGAAUGUGGCAAAUGUUUUAUUCUGAAAUCACAUCUUGAUAUCCACCAAAGACAUCACACAGGGGAGAAGCCGUUUUCAUGUCCAGAAUGUGGUAAAUGUUUUGCUAGGAAAAAUCAUCUUGCUGAGCAUUUAAAAAUUCACACAGGGAAGAGGCCAUUUUCCUGCCCAGAAUGUGGAAAAUGGUUUACUUGGAAAGCAAAUCUUGUUAAGCAUCUGAAAUCUCACACAGAGGAGAAGUGAUAUUAAU
Molecule: messenger RNA, 1159 nt
Organism: Bufo bufo (common toad)
Lineage: Eukaryota; Metazoa; Chordata; Amphibia; Anura; Bufonidae
Product: zinc finger protein 484-like
Exons: 2
Coding region: 1-1152 (383 amino acids)
Source: RefSeq, a predicted model, not a curated record